GGAGAUGUGACACACUUGUAUGGGCUAAAUUACAUCAGCUGGCAUUAUAUCUGUGAGGCCUCCUGAGGGACAUAGUCCAACCAAAUUACAUGUGACGACACUCUUCAGAGCAACAACGUAUGAUAUUAAAUCGUCUGUGGGAGGAAACACGCAAACACGAGGAGUCCCAUAGCGCCACCAAGUGGUUUUGGACUUUGAUGAUGAACCAGAAGGAUCCUCGCCUCAUAAAAGCUGCGGAGACUCUGGUGUGAGGGUUACACCUAACCCUGUUGUCCUCAGCGGGGAUAAUAAAGUUUUUUGUCAUACCAGUUGUAAACUUUCUCUGGAGUAUAACUUUGUCUUUUUUUUUUUUUUUGGUGGACUCUGGGAUCUGAACCAAGCCGCGCAAAAACUUUUCCCCCCGCAGAAGUGUCAUCUCUGCGUUUCCGACAUGGCCCUCAGCCGCUUUGUUGCUGUGUUCAUUUUCUACUUCACAGCUGGCUCGGGGACCACAGUGUAUGACAGCUACAAUGACUUUGCAGAAGAAGACAACACUCCUCAACUAGACUACAAAAACCCGUAUUGGUGUCAUUCUCCGAGUCUGACCAAUGGGGAGGUGACCUGCCACUCCCCUCGAGGCGGGGCCUACCGGAGCACGUUGGGCACCCGCUGUGAGAUGAGCUGCGAUCGGGGAUACCGACUGCUGGGGAAGACGUCAAUUCAGUGCCUUGCCAACCGACGCUGGUCUGGGACUGCUUACUGCCGCAGGGUGCGUUGCCAUGUGCUGCCCCUCAUUCCACACGGCAGAUACACCUGCACUCAUGGCUUUGUGGUGGACUCCAGGUGUGACUUCACCUGCGACCCCGGCUAUCGCAUCGAGGGGGAACACUCACGCACCUGUCAGCACGGGGGGUCAUGGAGCGGAGCACAGCCAGAUUGUGCAGAUACUGAUCCUCCAAAGAUCAAGUGUCCUCCGUCCAGACUCAAGGUUGCCGAGCCUGGAAAACUCACUGCCAUGGUGACCUGGGACCCCCCCGCUGCGACAGAUACUGCUGAUAAAUCACUCAACGUAAUAUUAGUAGGCCAGGAGCCAGGCACUGACUUUAAAGAGGGAGCACACAUUAUCCGAUACAAAGUGUACGAUCAAGCCAGGAACAGGGCUGCCUGCAAGUUCAUUGUACGUGUUGAGGUGAGAAGAUGUCCAGAUCUAUCUCCACCUCUGCAUGGCUACCUCACCUGCUCCUCUGAUACGAAUAACUAUGGUGCAACAUGUGAAUACCACUGUGAAGGAGGAUAUGAACGGAGGGGCAUAUCUAGUCGCGUCUGCCAGUUCAACCGCAACUGGGGUGGAGGACCUGCUGAGUGUGUUCCAAUGGAGAUUAAAUCAGAUGUAAAGACGGCCUCCGCUCUCCUGGAUCAGUUCUAUGAAAAGAGGCGGCUGCUGAUCAUGUCUGCGCCCAACAUAUCUGACUCAGACUAUCAGCUGCAGAACAUCAUGAUACAAAAGUCCGACUGUGGAUUAGACCUGCGACAUGUAACAGUGAUCGAGCUCCUGGGCUCCCCGCCUCGUGAGACGGGUCGCAUUAAAGAAAGUCUGCUCAGCUCUGAAGUCAUCGAGGGUUUGAGACAAGCAUUCAGACUCUCCAGAUCUUACUUCAGCAUGGUGCUACUGGACAAGCUCGGACUGGACCGUGAACGCUUCAUUACACCGAUGGCGUCGGAUGAGCUGUUCUCCUACAUCGAUAGCUUCCUGCUGGAUGAAGAGGAGCGAGAGAGGCUGGAGCUCCACAGAGACUUCUGUGACUAAUUUAAUAAACCUCUCUGGUUGCCACAGUGAUAAAAUCGUCAGUGUUACUUAACACACGAUGAGGAAGGACAAACAACCAGAAAGCAGGUCCAGGGGGACAUUAGGAGGGAAAAGAGGACAAGAAGGCAGUUCCUCAUGUUCAAAUGUGAUCACUAUACAACACUGAAGUGCUAGCACUGUUUUUUCCAUAUCAAGGCAUGGGGGCCAGAAGAUGGACAUCACAGCUACAGAAUAUAGCAAGAUUAAGUAAAACACAUAUAUAGAAAUACAUAUAUUUUGAACCAUAGAUACACAAAAUGAUAUUGGAUGCAUGAUGUGGAUUAGUAGUUUUUGUCAAAGAGCCCCUGUUAUUAAAUCUGAUAUUUAAUGCAAACUAAAACCGACAAACACUUCUACAAACGACUACUGAGGAACACUCGAGUGGAUGGAUCAUUAUUUAACUCCAGCUGGUAUUUGAGUGUAAUACAGAGUUGAGACAAUCAAGCCUGUCUUGGGCUUAGUCAAUUUUUAUUGGGUGAACAGAAUGUUCAAGGCAACCUUAUAUCUACAAAUAGACAAAUUUCAUAAUUUCAAAUAAGGCUUUUAAUGCAACUUACAUAAAUAUAUUUUUUACAUGAUAAUAUUAAUGUAAAAUAAAAUGGCAUAGAUCAACUAAGCACAAUUUGUUGGAUGCAACACCAUAAAAUUUUGUAUAAUACCAGUUUAUAAUGAAUUGUUUACCCACGUAUGAUGACAGUGUUUCUGUGCUAAGUGCUGUGCAUGAUUUUGAAUUGCAAUAAUAUAUAAAGCCUGAAUUUUAAAAACAUAAAAUGACUGUCACUGCUCUUAAAAUAAAUCCAGAGUUUAGUGUUGUGA
Messenger RNA from Siniperca chuatsi (mandarin fish), 2641 nucleotides. It is a transcript of the gene srpx2, whose product is annotated as sushi-repeat containing protein X-linked 2. Lineage: Eukaryota; Metazoa; Chordata; Actinopteri; Centrarchiformes; Sinipercidae. The transcript has 12 exons. The coding region runs from base 431 to 1786 and encodes 451 amino acids. The record is from RefSeq and is a predicted model, not a curated record.